AUGACGAUCGUUACUAAUCCAGCGUGCACCGACAUCUGUCUUGAGGGGCAGAUCUCUCAAGCGUCUACUUCUGGCGUCCAAGCGAUUGGCACUCAUGAGUACGGGCAAUACGGAGAGUUGAGGAUAGAUGAGAACUCCCGGCUGUAUGAUAAUGAGAAGCAAAGCGACAUAGUGUUUGUGGCGGGUAUCAAUGGAGACACAUUCCGUUUUCCCGGUCAUCGCCGUGUCCUUGCAGCAACUAGUCCUGUAUUCGCUGCGUUACUUUCAACCAAAGCUGACGUUAUUGUUGUGGAUUAUAUCGAUAGACGAGGCUUUGAACAGCUCCUUCGUUACCACUACUGUGAACCCACACAGUUGACUUCUGUGUUCACUGCCAGAGCCACUCUCAAUGCUGCCUAUAAAUUUCUGUGCCCGCAACUUGCUGAGCGCUGUGCGAAACGGCUGGAUGAAAUGUUAGACGCGGAGGUCGCGCUUGAGAUAUUGCGUGAUUUGAGAUAUUUAUGCGCGAGGCUACCCGGAGCAGCUUCGGCGCCUCCUCUGCCAGCGUUGGAAAAUGACGCUGCUGCCAGGACUCUGUCACAUUGCGCUAUGUGGUGCGAUUCAUUGGCUCAUAACGCGUUGCUCGUGAUCGAUGAUAACGCUGACGCUGCCCUCACUCAUGAGAAACUCGAAGAUUUAACGUACGAAGAUCUUGCGCUGAUUGUGAAGCGGGACACGCUGCGUGUUUCUAGCGAGCUAGUUUUAGCGGAGGCGCUGUCUCGAUGGAGUAUAGCAGCUUGUAAACGCACUAAGAGAGAGCUCACUCCGAGCAAUAAACGUGCUGCGCUUGGUGAACUAGCGUACUGUCCACGUUACCUUUUACUCGCUGGUGAAGAAUUAGAUAGAGCUUUGGCUCUGGAACUAUUAGAACCAAUCGAGCGGGCUUUAGUACUGGCUCGAGCGAGGAAACUUUCAGCUCCCGUGCCUGUAGGAGCGGAGCAAGAGGCGAUGUUACGUCGCUGGGCGCAUCCAAGACCUUCCGAACCCGCAGCUGCUCCAGUUUGCUUGAGUCCAAGAUCCGAGCCGACCGAAGAGCCCAAACCAAGUAAACUCUGUGGGAGACGACCAAAGAAACUGAAACAGCCUUGCUUCGAACCAGAAGACAGUCGGAGAACGUCCAAAAGCAACUGCUGCUCAGACUGCUUCCACGGUCUCAUUCACGCUUUCGUCUGUCUAUUCGACUAA
Danaus chrysippus (African queen) is the source of this 1224-nucleotide messenger RNA. NCBI's taxonomy places the organism in Eukaryota, Metazoa, Arthropoda, Insecta, Lepidoptera, Nymphalidae. The record is from the annotation of a GenBank genome assembly.